Molecule: messenger RNA, 620 nt
Organism: Racocetra persica
Lineage: Eukaryota; Fungi; Glomeromycota; Glomeromycetes; Diversisporales; Gigasporaceae
Source: the annotation of a GenBank genome assembly
GUAUAGCGCCAAUUAAAGUAUCAAUUAAAAAAGUACGUAGAUUUGUAAAAGCUAUUACAUCAUCAUCCACAAUUGCUCAAGAUUUUAAGGAAAUUGAACAGUCAGUUGGUGAAGGUGAGGUAGUUCGCAAAAUUCCCCAGGAUAUAUCAACUAGAUGGAAUAGUACCUACCUUAUAUUAUCAGUUUAUAUGUCUAUGUCUACGUUGAUAGCAGCAGUUAUGAGACAUCAUAGUAAUCUUGUCUAUUAUAGGCUUAGUCAAGAAGAAGAUUCUGAUCUUCAAGCUGAGUAUUCAGAGUCUGGAUUAAAUAAUUUGCCUACUAAUAUGACUUCAAAUUCUGGGAAAGUAUUAAAUUCAAUGACAUGUGUUGAAAAAAAUGAGGCUACUUUACCAAUGAACAUUAAUCCUUUGAAAUGGUGGAAACUUAACAGUUUUCAUUUUCCACAAAUGGCCAAAGAUUUUCUUGCAAUCCAGACGACAUCAGUGCCUUCUGAACAAAUAUUCUCGAAAGCAGGUGAUACUAUCCAGGCUAAACGUGCACGUCUUUCUGAAAAAAGCAUACAAUCAUUGAUGUGUACUGGCUCAUGGUUGGAACAUGGCAUUAAAUUUCAUAAGGAUUGA